CGGUGCCAUGUGCUUAUCAGUCGACCCGAACGCCAUGCUGUCGCUUGUGAUAGUUUCCACUUUGUUUCUCACUAAUGCUUUCGUCAAUACUCAUGCACUAGAUGUCAUCAUUCAUGUUGUUCAACCGACUACAGAUGAAGCGGUUCUCGAAACGAUUCGACGUUUGACUGCUGCGAUCAAUGCUGAUAACCGUUAUAUCAGUGCAGAAUUUGUACAACACGAUUGUAAAGGAGAGUACAAAGAGAAAUGUCAAAAACUUGAAGGAAAUACUGUAUUUGUGGCAUUUAAAAGUUCAAAUUAUUCGAACAUCGAAAUCAAUGGUCAUGUGAGGAAAAGCGCAGUUGAAGAAGAUGCGCAGAGAUUAUUUUUGCAAUUUACAAGUGAGAUUUAUCUUCAUCGCUCAGAAGAAAGCGACACUAAUGACUGGUGGAAGUACCAGUUAACGGUUCCACGUGCGGAAGAUUCCGAGCAAGUUGACAGACUCAUAUAUAAAAAUCAAACAACUUUCGUGCUUUAUUACGAGCCAGAGGGUUAUGAUAACUUUGCCGCCUAUUAUGCGUUCGGAGAAGUGUUCAAAAAGCCUGAUAGUGGACUCGCAGUGAAUUGCUCUGCACAGAAAAUAAUUUGUGAAGGACAUUCUAUUACCGACAUGCCAACUGUAAUAGCGUACGAAAACGGAUUGGAGUAUAAACGCUAUCUAUACGAUAUCGAUGCCGAAAUGAUUCGGGAUUGGAUCAAAACCCUUCAGCGACUGGUAAUUACAAAUCUAACACAGGACGCUGUUCCUUACUACAGGGAUGGCAUUGUACCAGGAUUUGAAAAAACGAGACCCUUGGUGAUAAUGUACUUCGGAUCAACGCGAGAAUCCGACGCCUAUAAAAAUUUCAAAAUUUUUGCUGAUGAACAUCACGGAGAAUAUCAUCUGACCGAAUUAAUAGCUGAACCGAUAGAGAAGUGGGCACAUCAACCAGCUUUCGUCGCUAUGAAACCGCUAGAAACAAUCACGAAAGCAAAUACACUUUAUGAAAACAUAACUUACGAGAGCAUGGCCGACUUUAUAGCGGAGAAUUUGCAUCCAUCAGUACAUCGUCUUACCGAUAUUCGAGCUCUGCUUACCGUUCUCUCACUAGGCAGGCCGGUGGUGAUAUUCUAUGACACUACCAAAACCCAUAACAAACUCCCUUUUGAGAAGCUUGCAGCCAAUUAUACUGUAAGAAGUACGGUAGCUGCUUUUGCCAUGAGUGAAGGACUUUCGAUGCCUGGACUCUUCCUUGCUGAUCUUCUCCAGGUGCAUAUUCAUGCAACACCAUCUUAUGUACUCUUUGAUCCUCAUAAGAGCUGCUUUCACAAAAAACCGAUUGCCAAUGAUACAGAAAUUGAAAUUGAGCACUGGCUGAGAACUGUGACAGAUGACACGUGCAUUCAAAGUUUUGUGAACAUGGAGAAAUUAACUAAAUUGAUACAAUGGGAGCUACGCGACGAACUCAGACGAGCUGUUGAAGGAGAAUCUUCUGCAUCCAAACAUGAAGAGUUAUGAUUAUUUGAAG
This is a messenger RNA of Cylicocyclus nassatus, 1547 nucleotides long. NCBI's taxonomy places the organism in Eukaryota, Metazoa, Nematoda, Chromadorea, Rhabditida, Strongylidae. The record is from the annotation of a GenBank genome assembly.